Messenger RNA from Amphibalanus amphitrite, 1345 nucleotides. RefSeq names its product U1 small nuclear ribonucleoprotein C-like (gene snRNP-U1-C). The transcript has 2 exons. Gene Ontology annotation, molecular function: zinc ion binding; pre-mRNA 5'-splice site binding. Gene Ontology annotation, cellular component: U1 snRNP; nucleus. Gene Ontology annotation, biological process: spliceosomal snRNP assembly; mRNA splicing, via spliceosome; mRNA 5'-splice site recognition. The record is from RefSeq and is a predicted model, not a curated record. NCBI's taxonomy places the organism in Eukaryota, Metazoa, Arthropoda, Thecostraca, Balanomorpha, Balanidae. The coding region runs from base 359 to 862 and encodes 167 amino acids.
ACGAUAGGUAUUUAAAUCUAGAUACAAGCGAGGUAGUAGGAUAGACAUAGAUAUUUCAACUGGCUUAAAAUGAAAAAUUGAUAGGAAAAUAUGAAAUCUUUUGCAUCUAGCAUUGAUAUGUAAGAAGCUCUGCUAGCGCCACCAUACGGCGCCAGCUGGCAAAUAAUCCAGUUAAUACCAGAGCCCUCAAAAAGCGCCCAUGCCUCUCAUGUAAAAGCGCCCUAUUAAAACAACGGUUUGCCACCUAACUAAGUAGCCUAUUUGAAAGUGUCAGCCCAUUAGCCAUUCAUGCUGUGAAGGCUAAGGUAAUGGUAAGCCGGCGAGUGUCGCCCAGUCGCCGAGCCUCCAGACCGCCGCCAUGCCCAAGUACUUCUGUGACUACUGCGACACCUACCUGACGCACGACUCGCCGUCUGUGCGCAAAACCCACUGCUCGGGCCGCAAACACAAGGAGAACGUCAAAAUCUACUACCAGAAGUGGAUGGAGGAGCAGGCCCAGUCGCUGAUCGACGCCACCACGGCCGCCUUCAAGGCCGGCAAGAUCCAGAACAACCCGUUCGCGGCCGGCAAGGGCCCGGUGGCGGGCCGCGAGGGCGGUGCUGCCAUCCCGCCGCCGGCCAACAUGGGCGGCGCGCCGGUGCGGCCGCCGCUCGGGCCCGGCCAGCCGGCCAUGGGACCGCGCGGGCCCCUGAUGGGGCCCUACAUGGGCCCGCCCAUGAUGGGCCCCGGCAUGCCGAUGGGCGGGCCGCACAUGAUGGGCCCCGGCGGGAUGCGGCCGCCCAUGGGCCCGAUGGGCGGGCCGAUGAUGAUCAUGGGCGGACGGCCGCCCAUGAUGAUGGGAGGCCCGGGCAUGCAGAACUAGUGUGGGCGGGGGGCGGCGACGGCCCCUGGUCCGCGCUGAGACUGUCUGGCUGGGCCCGGGCAGCGACCGGCUGACCGGCCGCCGCUGUCCGGAGUCGGUGGACGCUGCGGUGGACGCUACGGUGGACGGUGGACGCUGCGGUGGAACUCACUAUGUGACGUUCUGUGGAUGUCUUAACGACCAGCCGAGUGGACUGUCGGCGCGUGGUUGUCAUGUCAUUGUCAUUGCUGGUGUACCAUUCCGCUCACUAUCGUUUAACUAAGCGAGUUAUAGCACCAGGUAACUUUGCCUCGUCAUUUUACACCCAUGGACGUGCGUAUUCUCUGGUAAAAUUUGCCCUCUUGAAGAUUUUUUCCCCGAUUCAUUUGAGUCGUUCCUUUUCUCUCCAGUCCAGGUAAUGUCUUCAAACGUUUUCUCGUACUCAGUGUUUUUAAUUCUUUCUGUCCAGACCAUUCAUUGCGUAAAUAUACCAACCAAAGCCUG